Molecule: messenger RNA, 7004 nt
Organism: Pristis pectinata (smalltooth sawfish)
Lineage: Eukaryota; Metazoa; Chordata; Chondrichthyes; Rhinopristiformes; Pristidae
Gene: nlrc5
Product: NLR family, CARD domain containing 5
Exons: 55
Coding region: 37-6180 (2047 amino acids)
Biological process (GO): inflammatory response; positive regulation of MHC class II biosynthetic process; positive regulation of transcription by RNA polymerase II
Molecular function (GO): protein binding
Source: RefSeq, a predicted model, not a curated record
CAACUGCUGCGAGAUUUCCUCCUUCGCUUUGGCAGGAUGAGCAACAGUGGAAUAAAGGAAUUGCUGGAGAUUAACCAUGGGCAGUUGGUGGAAUCUCUCAGUCAACAUGCCAACAGUGUCAUUGAAAAGGCCAGGACCAUCCUCAACAGGGAGGAGCAGGAGCUUGUCGACAGCCAAGGGACCAAUGAGGAGAAAAUCUCAAAGUUGUUAAAGAGACUGUUUACUAAAGAUAAUGACACCUGCAAGGGUUUCAUUCAAUGGCUGAUCAUCACUAUGCCCUGUGAUUCAUUCCCCAUGUGUCUGGAGAGCUCACUAAUGGCAGCUGGAGAAGACAACACCCAAGAUUUGUUACAUCUGCAACAGAACGUUGCAUCCACAGAAGGCAUUGCUGAAUCUGCGACGCAAACACAAGUCAAAUCAAGUGCAAAUGACAGUGAGGGAAAUCAAAGGAAAGUUACUUUACGGAGAGGAAGCAAACGAUCUUCAUGCCAAGUAGAGAACACUCAUCCUAUUGGAGUGAAAAAAGCAAAAACCGGUAAUUACUGGAAAGCAGUAACCUGCAAAUCAAGUAUCACAACCAAGUUAACCCAAGCUGUGUUAAACGCAGACCCCGAAGAAGUGGACCAAACACUACACCAGUCAGGAGAAGAAUAUUUGAACCUGCCAGCAAUUUCAGAUUCUGCUGAGGAUUACAGAAUGUUAAUGAGGAAGACUAUCUCACAGAAAUACGAAGCCAGCAAUACAAAAGAAGAAAAAAGGAAACAAGUAACCCUCGCCCAGACUUUUCGGAGUCUAAGCAUGAAGGACAGAAAUGUGACCAAACUCAAGGAGAGAAUAGAUGCUAGCCGGGAUGAUGUGCUCAGUUCCCAUGGGGUUGAGGAGAAUGAGGACACAGUCACAAACUUAGCAGAGUUUCUCAACAAAAAACUCAUAUCUGAUUGUAAAGUCAAUAUCCUGCUUGGAAAAGCAGGAACUGGGAAGACCAAGUUGGUGCACAAGAUUUGCUAUGAGUGGACUAGAGGGGUUGUCAGUCAAUUCCAGUAUGUAUUUUUAUUUGAGUUUCGUCAACUGAAUCUAAUCAAUAGGAGCAUUGAUCUGAAAACUAUGUUAUUCGAUUUGUUCCUUAAACCAGAAAGGAACGCCCAUGCUGUAUUUAGAUUUAUAGUCAGAAACCCGCAGAUGGUUUUGAUUAUUUUUGAUGGCUUUGAUGAGUUUGCUGAGAAAGCCUCUGUCUGCACCUCUGUUGUUUCCAGCAACCCCAAUGCACAACUAUCUGUGGGACAGUUAUUUUCCAGCCUGUUUAUUGGGAAGAUGCUCCCUGGAUGUACAGUUCUCAUAACUUCCAGGCCCAAAGACAUCCUCUGCUUGCCUCUGGAUGUUGUGGGACAUGUGGGGGAAGUCUCAGGGUUUAACCAGUGUAAAAUUAAAGAAUAUGCCAGUCACUUCUUUGAAGAUACUGAGCACAUUUGUAAGGCAAUCUCUCACCUAGAGAAGAAUAGGAAGAUUUUAAACAUGUGCUACAUCCCUGCCUUGUGCUGGGUUGUUUUCCUUUGUCUUGAGCACUUGUUAUCUCAAAGCCAGUUAGAACCCAAGCUACCUCAUACAAUGACACAAUUCUACAUCAAGAUGCUUACAGUUUUUUUAAGCAAGGGUGCCAAGAGUACAGAGGCCUAUGGACAGAUUGAAAACAUGCUGCUAAAUGAAUACAGGGAAGAGAUUCAUGGGUUGUGCAACCUUGCAGUAAAGGGGCUCCAGGAGAGUAAGUCUGUGUUUUAUUUAAAAGACCUUCUUUCUGAGAAGGUCACCAUGUUUGCUUCCUCAUUUGGAUUUCUUUCCACUUUUGAAGUGAAAACUAUUGACCAUAACCAAGAGAAUGGGUAUGCUUUUGUCCACCUGACACUGCAAGAGUUCCUGGCUGCACUUCAUCAGAUGAUUGACAACCAGACAACAGACCAAAUGUUAAAAAGCAAGUUUUACCUGAAAUCAAAAUGGACGUGGAGGAACGAUGCAAAGAAUGAGUUUACCGAUACCGUCCACAUAUUUCUGUCUGGCUUAGCUUCAAAAAGGUGUAAGCAGUUCCUUAGCAUCCUGGCAAACAAGAAUGAGAUGUGGAUACAAAAAAAGCAGAAGGCCAUCUUACUGAACCUGCGGAAGUUGGCCACCACCAACCUAACUGGGCCAAAAAUCAUUGAACUGUGCCACUGUGUGUAUGAGACGCAGAACUGUGAUCUGGCCCGGGACGUUGCGGCACAGUUAAGGUACAAGUUUGAGCUGCGAAACUUCAGGCUUACGCCAGCGGACACGACGGUUUUAACUUUUGUUAUAAAUAACGGGACCAGCUGUGCAUCUGUGGAUAUUGGAGGUUGUGCCCUGGAUCUAGAAUGUGUUACAGUCUUGGGCACCUGCAAGAACUUAGAAACUUUAGUGUUCAAAAGCAGGAAAUAUGAGGACAAAUUUGCUCAAACGUUAUCUGAAGCCAUUCCUAAAGUCAACAGCCUGAAGAAGCUUAUCCUUACAUCUUGCAGUAUUGGUGUGAAGGGAGCAAGCCCCUUGACUUCUGCACUGGGAAUCUGUCAGCAACUGGAAGAAAUAAACUUGCACGAUAAUGAGCUGGGGGAUGCUGGGAUAGAGAUGGUCGUUAACAUGCUCCCUCGAAUGGCCAAGCUGAGAAAAAUCGAGUUAGGUGGCAAUAACAUCACCGUUGAGGGUGUCCUUACUAUUGCAAAUGUUUUAAGGACCUGCUCAAAUAUCCUGGAUAUCCAAGUCAGUGAUGGUGGGAAUGUGGCAACAAUUAGAUUUCUAACAGACUCAACAAUCAGUCCAGUGGACAGGCCUUCCAUGUCCUUGUCACCUCCUAUGGAAUCUGAAGGCAGUCAGGAGGCAGUUCUGAGGAAACUCAGUCUGGUGAAGUGCAAAUUAACAGAGCAGCAUAUGCAUUCUCUCUGCAAAAUCUUGCAGCAUGGUCCUCAGCUGGCAUGUAUCGAUUUGUCUGGCAACGAAUUGGAAGACCACGGUUUAAGAAAACUUGUCGAGUUCCUUCCAGAAUUUCACAUUUCCAAAUUAAUUAACCUCAGCAACAAUGGCUUCUCUGAAUCCGGUGUUCUCUGCUUGGUAACAGUCCUGAAGAGAUACCCGAAUGUGCUGGAAAUAAAAGUGAGCCUGAAAUGUCACCAGACAGUAUUAAUUAAGUUUACAGAGCACUGUGAAGGCACUGAUUGCAGAGAUGAACUGAAUACCCAGCUGAUGGAUUUUAGGUUGAGCAGCACUGGAGAUUCAAAGACCAUGUCUACACUGUUGAGAAAACUAAGUCUGACCAGCUGUCACUUUCAACUGGAGCACUUGGAGGAAUUGGGCUCCACACUUGAGCACUGCAAUGAUCUGGCAGAACUAGACUUAUCUGAUAACGCUCUUGGAGACAGAGGAUUCAGCAAGUUAGUUGAGUUGCUACCGAAGCUGCGUGUUGGAAGGCUCAUCAAUGUCAGUAGUAACUUCAUCACAAUGACUGGAGUCCUUUGCUUGGCUAAAUGCAUGAACAAGAUCAAAAACAUAACAGAGGUGGCAAUAAGUUUGGGGAAGAGUGGAAAAGGAUUAAUCAGGUUCCAUGGGGAUCGCAGGUUUCACAAGAAAAGAGAAUUACAAGAAAUCUUGUUCAAAGAUAAAUGUGGAAAGCAAAGUUUACAUCUUCCAAAGAAAAUAAGCAUUGAAGAGUGUGAAAUGGAUGGUGAGGCCAUGAGAAAGCUCUGCUUGAUCCUUAAAACAUGUUCUGCACUUACAGAGCUUGACUUAUCAAAUAAUGCACUGAGUAACGAGGCUAUUGCAGAGUUGUUGCAUCACCUCCCACAUCUACAGGACUUGGAGACUUUGAAUAUCAGUGAUAACAGCAUCCCGUCAGACACUGUUCUUCUGCUGGCCCAGUCUCUGAACAUCUGUGAAAAUGCUCAGAAAGUUGAAGUGAGAUCAAGUGGGAGAGCUUCAAUAAACUUCAUGAAGAAGUGCUGCAGACUUGAAGGAAACAGGAAGAAAGCAGAACCUCUGUGCUCAAGGAUUCUCAGCCUGAGGGAGUGUAACCUGCAUAAAAUGAGUGUGGAACAACUCUUCAAGAUUCUUGAACACUGCAAGAACCUGGCAGAAGUGGACUUGUCCUGCAACUUACUUAAAGAUGAAGGAUUGCAGAGUCUGCGAGACUUCUUACCAAAGCUGCCUUUUUUGAAACUAUUGAAUGUUAGCAACAACAGAAUCUCCCCAACUGGUGUUCUGUACCUGGUGGAAUCUCUCAAUAUAUGCAGGAAUGUGGUGGAGGUUGAAGUGAGUUUGGCAUCAAAUGGAAUAUCACUUCUAAAAUUUGCAAAGAGAUGUGAAAAAAAGGUGUGCAGCGUGAAGGAAUGUAACUUGAAAGAGAAAGACCUGUUGAAUUUCUUCUCCAUUGUUGAACGGUGCACCCAUUUGACAGAGUUAAAGCUCACCAGCAACAUAAUGGGGGAUGAGGAUCUGAGAAACCUGGUGGAUGUCGUGGGCAACCUCAAAUACCUAGAGGAACUCAAUCUGCAGAAGAAUGGGAUUUCUCUCACUGCUGUUGAAAACCUUUUUGUGGCACUGAAUUAUUGUCCUAAAACAUUAACAGUAAGGUUUGAAGAGCAGUGGAUACAUGGUGCAGAUGCUGCUAACCUUGUGGUGAAGUGUGUCCAAACCCAUCUGAACAUUGCAGAAAUUAGGAUAAAGAAGAACCAAGCCUCAAUAAGGCUAACGGACAAUGGCUGGCGAACCUCUGAUGGUACCAGAAUGGACAGUGCAGUGUCCUACCCUUCCCUGAGGUUAAUCAGUUUGCAACAGUGUGGAAUCGAAGUGCCCCACCUUCUACACCUUUCGUCCAUCAUUAAACAAUGUCCCAGUCUAAUGGAGCUCCAUUUGUGCCAAAAUAACUUUGGUGACAAGGGGGCAGAAAUACUGGCUGAAAUCCUUCAGGUUGUCCGGGGACUGAGGAAACUCAGUCUGGAAUCUACCAACAUGAGCAGCACUGGGAUGGUGUCACUAACGGCAGGACUUUGUAAAUGCCGCAGCCUUGAGGAGAUAAACUUGUCACACAACGAACUGGGAGAGGAGAGUGCCAGUGAACUGGGAAAAGUCCUUCUGGGCCUGGAACAGCUGAGGAUAAUCAAUUUGCCCAGAAUGACUGCAGCUGCCGGCUUGAUGGAGACAAAUGCGUUGGCAAGAGGACUCAGUAACUGCACCAGCCUGGAAGAGAUAAAUUUGGACUCCUUACCGCUCAAAGACAGCGGAACACAGCUGUUGGCCGAAGGGAUACCAAGAAUGACAUAUUUGAAAAGAUUAAAUCUGAAGUCUAACUUCAUUGGUUGCAAAGGGGCAGUGGAGCUGGCAAAUGGACUGAAAUACAGCACUAUGAUGGUAGAAAUCAAUUUGAGUGACAACUAUAUGGAGGAUGUGGGAGCAAUGAAGAUUGCUGACGUACUGCCCCUUAUGAAGAGUUUGACGAUACUGAACCUGACGCAAAACAACAUCACAGCGAUCGGUGGAGAGAGACUGGCAGAAGCCCUCAGGCUGUGCCCAUCAAUGGAAGGGGUUCACUUGUCGAGGAACAGGAUCGGUGAUCAAACUGCAAAGAAGUUAGCCAAAGCCCUUCCAGAGAUGCCUUGUUUAAAGAUUCUGAACCUUCAUUCCUGUGACAUUGGCGCUGAUGGUGGAUUAAGCCUGGCACAGGGCCUGGUGUUGUGCCCAAACCUCAGAGAGAUAAGCUUGGCUGAAAAUAACAUUGGGACUGAAGGAGCAAUGGAGCUUGCUCUGGCGCUACGAAGCCUGAAGUCUCUAAAGAAGUUGAGCCUUCAGUUGAACAGGAUAGAUAACAGCAUGGCUGAAGAGCUUGCAGCUGGACUUGUAUGCUGUCCCACUGUUGAAGAGGUCAUCUUGUCCUGGAAUAAUAUCAGCGACGAGGGGACAGCGUGGCUGGCUGAAGUACUACCCAGAAUGCGGUGUUUAAAGAAACUUGACCUGGAAGGGAACAAAAUCACACUGGCUGGAGCGGAGAAACUGGCAGCCAGCCUCCAGCAGUGCUCCUCUGUUGAAGUCAUUCGAUUGUGGAAGAACAAUAUACCCAAGGACAGAGCACAGAACCCUUCAGGAACAAGAUUCAGAUUAGAUUUCUCGGUUUACAGCAGUGCUCUAUAACACUGGGAGAUCUUCCAAGUUUAAAAUUCUGUCCUCCAAGUGAUGAACCUCAAUCCCUCUCCUACCCCACCAAAAGGACAGUUUCUCCUCCUCCUUCCUCAGCUGUGCCCAUGAAGUGUUAGUAUUGAUAUUUUUGCACUACUUCAAGCAUGCCCAUUCAUAAUUUUUAGUAUUUAUUAUUUUAUUGUAAGAGUUUUUUGCAUUCCUGUUAUCACAAGCUAUUUUGCAGUUAUGUGAAUAAAAGUCUUGCUUAUUUGUGAAUUUGUCCCUCUUUGUUCUCUCCACUCAGCUUUCACAUUGUGUAUGUGCGGUGGAAUGAAUGAGAGAUCACUGGGUCACUGUAUUUUCUUUAACGGUAGGUCUGGAUGCCUAGUCCUUUCGUGCCUGUACUUCCAAGCACCUUCUUGUGUGGAGCUUGGACCUUCCUUCCUGUGAGAGAUCCUAGACAGCAGGCUUGUUUCCUAGCCAGACUCUCUAGCCCAACAGGUGGUCAACAGACCUGCAGGGAAACGACCACAUGGCGUACACUGUAACCCCAGCUCCUACCACUGCUCGCCAGCUCAGUUGAGUACUGUGUCUGUAAAGUGGAGUUAUCGGUGUCUGGCCAGAAUCUCCUGGACAGAGAUGUCACAUCUAAAUCGGACCCUUUCUGUGUGGUGUUCAUGGAAUCAAUGGGAAAUGGUCAGAGAUUGGAAGAACAGAAACUGCUGUGAACAAUCUAAACCCAGUAUUUGCCAAGAAGUUUGUGGUGGACUAUCAUUUUGAAGAAGUGCAGAAACUGAAGUUUGCCUUAUUUGACCAGGACAAAUCCAGUAAACAGCUUU